Molecule: messenger RNA, 722 nt
Organism: Mya arenaria
Lineage: Eukaryota; Metazoa; Mollusca; Bivalvia; Myida; Myidae
Product: visinin-like protein 1
Exons: 6
Coding region: 82-540 (152 amino acids)
Molecular function (GO): calcium ion binding
Source: RefSeq, a predicted model, not a curated record
UUUAGAAGAUAAAAUUUAUUCAAAUCUGAAGUUCAUUCAGUCAGUUCGUUUGAUAGCGGAUCAAAGUGAGGAGAAACCAACAUGAUUUCUCUAAUCAUAUUGUCAGUGGCCAUUUUCGAGGGAACGUAUGGGGCUUUACAACUGCAGCCGUACAACGAGACCGCACUUGGCAUGUUCAUCGCAAACGACCCAAACGCCGACGGCGUAAUCACAUGUGUGGAACUUGAGGCCAGCUUUGACAAAUAUGACAUGAACGGUGAUGGAACGGAGUCACGCCACGAAUACACAGAAUACAUCUGCGCUGUGUCUCCUAGCCUCUACCAACUUUCUCAUUGGCUCUUCGAUGAGUAUGAUUUCGAUGGAGAUCACCACCUGGUAAAGACUGACUACGAUCAACUCUGCGCUGCUAUGGAUACAAAUGGUGAUUCCAACGUUACACCGGAUGAGUUCAUUGAUUAUUGGGUAAAGGUGUUCCCUAAGUACGAGAGCGUUGGACAGCAUGGACAACACUUCGCUCACGGAAACUCAGCAUGCCAUUAAUUUCUGGACUUUUUUCUCGUGUGUUUAGCUAUAAAAGAAAUAAAGAUUGAAUUGUUUACGUUAAUUAGCAGUAAAAAAGGAAAUAAAAAUGGCAUUGUUUACGUUUAACAUUUGCAGUUAAUAAAGGAAAUAAAAAUGGCAUUGUUUACGUUUACUGGCAGUUAAUAAAGGAAAUAAAAUGG